UGUGCGCUGUGUGCCCGUAGCCGCCAGUGUAGAGUGUUGACGUGUGGUUUGCAGAGGGCGAGGGACGUCAGCCGGCAGCGAGCAGCGCGUCCAUUCCGGGGGCGAUCGACGCUGGGCCGUGGCCCGGAGCGCGAACGACAAGCGGACUGACUGACUGACAGGCAGGCGGCAAUGGCUGCAGACUGGGCUGAAAUCCGGCGGCUGGCGGCCGACUUCCAGCGAGCGCAGUUUGCCAGCACUGUGCAGAGGUUGUCUGAACGAAACUGUAUUGAAAUUGUUGCUAAACUGAUAGCAGACAAACAAUUGGAUGUGAUACACACAUUGGAUGGUAAGGAGUAUAUCACUCCAGCUCAAGUUGCAAAAGAGAUACGGGAUGAGCUGUAUGUUCAUGGAGGCAGGAUAAAUAUUGUGGAUCUUCAGCAUAUUCUUAAUGUGGAUCUAACAUAUAUCGAAAGCAGAGCAAGUGACAUUGUUAAAUCAAACCGAGAUAUUCAACUUGUGUUAGGUCAGCUGAUUGAUGAAGCCUACCUGGAUCAGAUGGCAGAAGAGGUAAAUGACCGACUGCAAGAAGCUGGACAUGUGACAAUAGCAGAGCUCUGUAAAUUGUAUGACCUUCCAGCUGACUUUCUAACAGAGGAAUUGUCACGGCGCCUCGGCAGAAUUAUAAAUGGACAGAUGGACACCUAUGAUCGCGGUGUUAUUUUCACAGAAGCUUUCAUUGCUCAACACAAGGCCCGGAUUCGUGGACUUUUCAGUGCAGUAACUAGGCCAACACCAAUAAGCUCUUUGAUAUCUCAGUACAAAUUUCAGGAACAUCUUCUUUACUCUUUUCUUGAGGAGUUUAUUAACAAUGGUCGUUUGAAUGGAGCAGUUAUUGGUGGCAGACAGGAUAAGGCUGUAUAUGUGCCUGAUAUCUAUUCAAGAACUCAAAAUAACUGGGUGGAUUCAUUUUACAAGCAAAACGGCUAUUUGGAAUUUGAUACUCUGUGCAGGCUGGGAAUUCCAGACCCAAUAAAUUAUAUAAAGAAGCGAUAUAAAUCUGCAUCAAUGACCACAUUGAAAGCAGUGUGUGUUGGCCAAACUAUUGUGGAUCAAGUAGAAGCUUCAGUGGAGGAGGCUAUCCGAUCUGGUACCUGGGUGGAUAUACAGCCCUUAUUGCCCAGUUCGUUCUCUGUGGAAGAUGCCUCCAUUUUGCUCCAGCAGUUGAUGAGGACAAUGAACAAACAUUCUGCUUCCAGGAUCUUUGCUGAUACCAUUGUGGUCAGUGAACAGUUCAUCAGCAGCUGCGCAGCACUUUUUGAGCAGAUGAUGCAACACAAGGCUGAAAAGGAGAUGCAGAACAAUCAUGCCCAUGUGUUAACAGAGGAGGACCUGAAGCAAGCUGCUAUUAUUGCAGAAAGUAUGAUUUCAGUUAAAAGGGACAAGCGAGAGGACAGGAAAAAGAAAUCAUCUGAUGGCACUGGAAGUACCCGAGCAGGAGGUGGUGGCAACGCAAGAGAAAUCAAGACCAGAAAGAGCAAGAAAAAAGGAAAGAGAGACGAGGAUAGUGAUGAAGAGAUGCCAAGCACGGGUAAACACAAGCCAAAGGAAGUAAUUUUCAUGCCAAAAGAAGAAAUUGAAAGCAUCUUGAAGAAUCACAAUCCGGAGUGUCCAGAGGAACUGAUAAGUGAACUUGCAGAACAUUUGAUCAGACCUUUAAAUAAAAGCUAUCAGGAAGUGUUACAUACAGUGUUCACAUCCACUGCCUCCUCUACUUCAGGAGCUAGUCGGAAAAAGACUGUGAAAGAACUGCAGGAGGAGGUCUCACAGUUCCAUAACAAUAUAAGGCUGUUUGAGAAAGGAGCCAAGCUCUUUGCAGAUGACACACAAGUUCAACUAGAAAAGCAUUUAUUGAAGACCAUUUGCACUGACAUUUGCAACCUCCUUUUCAACUUCGUGGCUGGAGACCUAAUGAUGGCAGUGGAAACCUACACAUCAAUAACCUCUGAGCUCAGAUUGAAAAUUUUGGCAAAGCUAGCUGAGGAAACUAGAGGUCCUCUCUUGAAGCUUCAUAACUCUUUGAAUGGCAAAUGCAUUGAAGAGUUUCUUUCCAUUUUGGAUGGUGUAACAGAUGUUUGUGGAAUUAUGCUGAAAAAGGGAGAGAAAAAGAAAGAAAGGCAAGUCCUGUUCCAACACAGGCAGGCAUUACUUGAACAAGUCAAAGCCACUGAGGACCCAGCACUAGUUCUGCAUCUGACGUCAGUUCUGUUGUUCCAACUUUCAACACACCACAUGCUUCAUGCACCUGGCAGAUGUGUACCACAGAUUAUCAGUUUCCUCAGCAGCAAGGUUCCUGAGGAUCAAUACAAACUCCUAGUGAAGUAUCAAGGUCUAGUGGUGAAACAACUUGUAGGUCAACACAGAAAAGGCAAAGAAGAUGAGGACUCUGGAGAAUGCAACAAUAUUGAGAAAGAGGCAGAAUGUAAUGUAGAGGCAGUUCGAAAGGAGCUGCAAGAAUUAACACCGUUUGUCAAAGAUCUUGUGCUGAAAGCCAGAAAGACUUCGGUGACAGAAGAGUGAAAUUACAUUUCACAAGAGUGAAAUGAGAUCUUCUGGAAUGGUUAAAUUUACCAAUCAAUUUAUGCAUUAAAGAAUGGUAAUUAUUACAAAUUUAAAAAACACCAUUUGCAUAUUAGUCACAGGAUAAACUGACGUUCUGCCGUAGAUCAUCUUGAUUAAAUUCAUAACAUAGGUAAUAACAAUUAGUUUAAUAAAAUUAUUGGACCUACAAGUCCUAUCUAUUUUGGAUUGUAACAUCGACAUUUAAUGGUUGGAGAUAGAAUGUAAUUUUUCUUCAUUGUCUAGUAUAUUUCAGAUACAGAGAAAAGAGUAAGACUUUACCAAUCUGCUCAGAUGAACACUUGCUAAUCUGUUCAGACUGCCAUAUUUAUUUGGAUGUUCUCGACUUUUUAUUUGAGAUAGAAAGAGAAAUUAUUCCUAACUGCUUUGUACCUUGGUUAAACAUUUCUAAUGAUGGGUCAAAAAAUAAUUAUGAUGGGGACUGAUAAUGCUGCCAAAUCUUUGCUGUGCCAUUGUACAAGAACCUGCACAGAAACAGGCUGAUUUUCUCAUAAAAUGCAAGGUCUGAUGCUCUGCAAUUUUUAAACACACCAUUCUACCAAUCGCCCUGUCAGAUACCAGCAGUCCUUGUUUGUCCAUAUGGUGUAAAUGCAUGUUAAGCUGAAAUAAACUGUUAGUAGCCAAUGUAGGUAGGAAAAAAGGUGUCCAAAAGCAAAAUGUUGUGAAUGCUGGAAAUUUGAAAUAAAAACAGAAAAUGUGAUAGCUUUCUAGCUGAAAGAAGUAUUGAAAUGCUGAAGAACUUUUCCCAGUUCUGAUGAUAGGCCACUAUAAAACACAAGUCAUUUCUCCAUGGGGGCUGCCUCACCUGUUGAGCACUUCCAGUACUUUUCUGUUUUUAUUUAGGAAAAAGCAGUGAUAUUUUUAAAAGAUUUGUGUCAGUUUGCAUAAAUAAUCUUAAAUAGCAAACAAAAAUGCAGAUGUUGAAAAUCUGGAAUAAAAAUACUUGUUAAAUUAUAAAGUCAUUAACUUUAAACAUUAAUGCUGAUUCUCUUUCCAAAGAUGCAGUCUGGCAUCUAUUUCCAGCAUUUUAUGCUUCUAAGUCAUGAACGGUUUGCUUUUAACACAUAAACUUGUCUAAUACUUACCUGUAUUUUUGAGUUGUGUAUUGUAGAAUCAACAUAGCAUAAAUUCCCUGAAAACCAACCUACAAAUUGCUUCUGAAAUUAUGAAUCCUGUUUUGUAAAGGGAAGUUAAAAUGUUACCUAAUACUACAGCAACAAAAAUAUAUUUUCAUUAAAGAAAAUGAAAUUCAUCAAACAAAAGUUUAUAUUUAAUUGAAUUCUAGAGUUAUGAAAAAAACUCGCACAUUUCUCUGUGUCUUUGACUGUCCUUGUCAGUCUGUGACUUAAUAGACUGAGAGAGACAAAUUACCUGAGUUGCUCAGUCUACCAAGUUACCUGCCCUUAGAGUGUGGGCACAAUGGAAGGGUUUGUUGGACUGUGGGCAGAGGAUCUGUGGAGGAAAGGGAGGCAUUUGUGGGGGUGGAGAAGUAAAUCUGUGAAGGAAGUAGGAGAACGGUCGACAUCUUCUUUGGUGCUAGUUUGCUAAAUUGUCAGAAGUUCAAUGCUGCCUUCACCUUUGCACAGUGAUUUAGAUGUCCAGUGCUGUUGUAAAUUUUGGAAGGUACACCCAAUGAAUAAAUAAAAGCAAAUUGAAUUGGCACAAGAAAGUUCCCUUAGAUCAAGGUUGUAAAUAGAUAAACUACUAAUUAUAGGAUGUAUAGUACAUUGUGCUCCUUGCUAACAGAGGAUUAACUUUCCAAAGGGCUCUGGUGAUAAUAGAUAAUAUUUAGUAAGUAAUGCAAAGCGCUAGAAAACUUCAUCUGACCACAAAAGCUUAAUUUGUUGUUACAUGUUGGUACUGUUAAAUACAUUGGAUAUUUGCAGCAGCAUCUAAUAUUUUGCCUCCAAAAUUCAGUUCCACUGAAGUUCCUGCAAUGAUGGAUAACCAACUAAUGCACAUAAUAGUGUUAUGUGCAAAUUCAGUGUCUGUUUUAAAAAGUUCAAAGGCAGAUCUCAAAUUCCUGCAUGCAACAAUAAAUCAAAUUAUUGUGAAUUUAUUCUUGUGACUAUUUGUUCCCAGUAAUCCACUUGUAAAUAGAGUUUUCCUUUGCUUUCAAUGUUUACUGCAUUCAGAGAGCAUAUAACUAUUUUAAAUUAGGAAUUGUGCAUCUUAAAAAGUGCUGCUUUGUACACUGCAAUUACAAAAACACAGUGUGCAUUCUUAUGUGUAUGUUUGCCCGACUGCCAGGUCACUUCAGUACAACUUGCUUUGGUGUCCAUGUUUUAAAAAAAAUAACAAAAAGGGUGAGAACUGUUAAA
Molecule: messenger RNA, 4940 nt
Organism: Pristis pectinata (smalltooth sawfish)
Lineage: Eukaryota; Metazoa; Chordata; Chondrichthyes; Rhinopristiformes; Pristidae
Gene: ufl1
Product: UFM1-specific ligase 1
Exons: 19
Coding region: 172-2559 (795 amino acids)
Biological process (GO): regulation of proteasomal ubiquitin-dependent protein catabolic process; response to endoplasmic reticulum stress; protein K69-linked ufmylation
Cellular component (GO): endoplasmic reticulum membrane
Molecular function (GO): UFM1 ligase activity
Source: RefSeq, a predicted model, not a curated record